Molecule: messenger RNA, 2056 nt
Organism: Pecten maximus
Lineage: Eukaryota; Metazoa; Mollusca; Bivalvia; Pectinida; Pectinidae
Product: adenosine receptor A2a-like
Exons: 2
Coding region: 1088-1891 (267 amino acids)
Biological process (GO): G protein-coupled receptor signaling pathway
Cellular component (GO): membrane
Molecular function (GO): G protein-coupled receptor activity
Source: RefSeq, a predicted model, not a curated record
AUUAAGCACGACCUAAACACCGGGUUCUCGUACCGUAGGCACACUUAUCGUAAUCACCUGUUAACGGCCUUACACUGAGGUGCAUGUGUAUGUAGAACACUACAAGCUCCUUAUAAGCUGUAAAACACUUAAAUCAGUGGUGGGAAAAAGGAUGUAAAUUUAAAGUGAUCCUCACUGGCAGUCAUUGAUGAGGGAUGUACACUGUACACAAUAAUACUGUCAUCUUUAUCAAGUGUGCUAUAGGGAUGUCCGUACAGCUUUAAUUCACCAGGAGAGAAGCACUUAAAUUAAUGAUCUGAAACGAUUAACAGCCAUGUACAUCAUCGUCGAUCAGAAGAUCCACAUUUUGAACUUUUUCAGAUUCUGUCAUAGUUUUGUGUGAAUUGUCCCCUAUAUACACUGGAAGUGAUAGGCAGGAAAAUCUAUAUACAUGGAUUAUAUUACAAUGAUAUGUACAAACUCUAACAGAGUGGACAAUCAUGUGACCAGUCAUGUGACCUGUCAUGUGAUAGGAAGCAGGAAGGUAUUCAAUAUUUACUCUCUUUGCUACCUCAUUUCUGAAUAACAACUGGACAAGGGUGUGGAGAAUCGACCAUAACUAACCAGUAAAAUUAGCCAACACAGGAGAGUGUGGGAGGAAGACAUUCAUAAAUUGGUUGUCAUAGCUAACUCGGCAACAGCAAUGGAAAAUCAAUUCAAAACCCACAUCACUAAACCAUUAGCAUUAUGAAACUAUUCAAAAUACAAAACUGAUACCAAAGAAGUGAAGCAGCGAAGAGUGGGAGAGUUUUCAUUCUUUACGACAGUUUUCUGAGCAGUAUGAACAACGUCAGCAAUAUAUCUGUCUUUGACAACGACACAGUGUCAGAGAGCACAGGGAGGGAAAUUCAAGGAUUUCCGGAAUAUUGCGGAGUUGGUCCUUGGUAUCUUAUGCGUUUUACUUAUCCCUUGUAUAUGCUUCGGAAACUUCCUUGUGAUCAUCUCCUUGGUGAAGUUCCGACGAUUACGUACAAUUACAUACACCUUGGUGGGAAGCUUGUCCGUUGCCGAUUCCUUACUUGCAGUCCUAACACUUCCGAUUUACUCCAUGUUUUAUUUCAAAUUAACAUUUGUGCAAUCUGUAAAAUAUUUGUGUCUGUUUAAGUUUUCCUCAGUCUGUGCUUCAAUGACUGCGUCCAUGAUCAACCUAGUUGCGAUCGGUGUUGACAGGUAUGUGGCCAUUUUGCAUCCGCUGAAGUACAAAACAAUUUUGACGUAUAAGAGAGUUCGGAUUUUCAUUGUGUGUAUGUGGAUCUACAUUGUGCCAGUGUGCGUUCUACCUCUUGUCUGGAAUUCUUAUGACGAGGUUCAAAUAUGUGACUAUUUCAAAAUUCUACCACUUGCCUACACGAUAUACGCUGCGUUCUUCUCCAUUGGAAUCAGCCUUGUGGUGUCUCUCUAUCUGUAUAUAAGGAUAUUCCUUGUGGCCAGGCAACAACAAAAGCAGGUACGAAAAGACAGCUUACGAGGAAACCAUUCCAUAGAUCCUCAAAUGGAAAAGGACACAAAGUCCGCGAAAGUUAUGGCCCUUAUUUUGUUCCUCUUCUAUAUAUUCUGGGUACCAUUUACCAUAAUAGGACCCAUUAAAUACAGUGUAGAUAUAGACAAUGACUUAGCCGAAACCCUAAAGAACAUAACACUAUUCCUGGCCAUGACAAAUUCCAUGAUUAAUCCGAUCAUAUACUGCUGGCUCCGUAGGGAAUUCCGGGAGGCCUUCCGCUCCAUUUGUAUCGACUCAUGUUGCUAUCAUUCAAAAGCAAACCAGAAGGAAAAUUUCGGAAAUUCAUUACUGUUUAAUAGUAUUAGUACAGAACAGCAUAGAGAGGAAGCCAAGUCCAAAAUGGCUUUGUGAAGUCCUGAGCGAGAAUAAAUGGAUUAUAGAACUUCGAUUUCUUAUUGUACUUACAAAAGUUGCUGUAGUUUAAACUCUACAUUAAGGUUUUAUUAGACAAUAACCACAGCAAGUCUUAAGUUUAACUGUUCAAAAAAUUACUUGAAAUAAAUGAUCACAAAGUGA